Messenger RNA from Gadus chalcogrammus (walleye pollock), 3695 nucleotides. RefSeq names its product serine incorporator 5 (gene serinc5). The transcript is spliced from 12 exons. Lineage: Eukaryota; Metazoa; Chordata; Actinopteri; Gadiformes; Gadidae. Gene Ontology annotation, cellular component: membrane. Bases 374 to 1765 code for a protein of 463 amino acids. The record is from RefSeq and is a predicted model, not a curated record.
UCAGCACGAAAAAAAUCCAAUUCGACUUUUUUGAAACGCAAACCGCUGGAUUUGGCUCCACACACAGCUGUCUGAAGCAAAAAUCGCCAUCAUCGUCAUCACCGUCACCGUCGUGUGUGAAAGUAGGCUAGUGGGUGGAGGGAAUGGGAGCAGCAGCAGUAGGAGGAGAAGACAGCCAGUGGCUGAGGCAGACAGCAGCGCUACUCGAUAGGAAAGACCGACGAGCAGUUGACCGAUAGGCGCUUCGUGUCUGGAGGACGUUUCAGGAGGGAGCACACCGCGAGAACUCGCUUUCGGAAGGGACAAAAAAAAAGAAGUAACAAUUCUAUUUCGUUGAGGAAAAAGGGGCGCUCUCUCCCCCACACACGGCGAAAUGUGUGACCCGUGUUGCGUCUCGCAGCUGGCCUGCUGCUGUGGUACGGCGGCUUGCUCCUGCUGCUGCAACUGCUGCCCCAAGAUCAAGCAGUCCACGUCCACGCGAGUCAUGUACGCCUUGUACUUCCUGUUGGUCACCAUGGUGUGUGCCAUCAUGAUGUCCCCCACCGUGGAGCAGGAGCUUCACGACAAGGUCCCUUUCUACAGUGCCAUGUGUAAGAAGCUGGGCGACGGGGAGACCUGCAAAAUGCUGGUGGGCUACUCGGCCGUGUACAAGGUGUGCUUCGGCAUGGCCUGCUUCUUCUUCCUCUUCUUCCUGCUUACGCUGCGGCUCAACAACAGCCAGAGCUGCAGGGCCACCAUCCACAACGGGUUCUGGUUACCUAAGUUUGUUUUGCUGGUAGCAUGCUGCGUUGGAGGCUUCUUCAUCCCAGAAGAGGGAGGCUUCGAGAUGAUGUUUCUGAAAGUGUGGCGGUACAUAGGGGCGGUGGGGGGGUUCAUCUUCCUCCUCAUCCAGCUCAUGCUGCUGGUGGAGUUUGCCCACAGAUGGAACACAAACUGGAGUUCCGGGGUGAAGUACAACCGGCUGUGGUACGCCGCCCUGGCCCUGGUGACCCUGCUCCUGUUCAGCGUGGCAGUGGGCGCCGUUGCCUUCAUGGGCCUCUUCUACACGCACCCGGAGGCCUGCCUGCUCAACAAGGUGCUGCUGGGCAUCAACGGCAGCCUGUGCUUCAUCGUCUCCCUGCUCGCCAUCUCCCCCUGCAUCCAGAAACUGCAGCCCACCUCCGGCCUGCUGCAGCCCGGUGUGAUCAGCGUGUACGUUAUGUACCUGACCUUCUCCGCCUUCUCCAGCAAACCUAAAGAGACGUAUGAGGUUGCCGGGUUGAACACCACAGUGUGUGUGUUUCCCUUCAACUCUGGGAACGAGAGCGACAAGAAGAUCGUCACUGUCGUGGGGGCCGUCAUCCUCUUCUGCUGCGUCCUCUACUCAUGCUUGACCUCCACCACCAGACGGAGCUCUGCAGCGCUCCGUGUGUGCAGAAACAGUGAGCCCGAGACUGAGAGAGCGCGCUGCUGUUUCUGCUUUGGAGAUGACACGGAUGACAACGACGAGGAGAAGAGCGGCGGUGGUCAGAACGUGGUGUACGACGAGCACGAGGGAACCAUCUACAGCUACUCCUACUUCCACUUUGUCUUCUUCCUGGGGUCACUCUAUGUCAUGAUGACCGUCACAAACUGGUUCCACUACGACAACCAUGAGAUCGAGAAGCUGCUGGAAGGCAGCUGGUCGGUGUUCUGGAUCAAGAUGGCGUCCUGCUGGGUCUGCCUGAUCCUGUACCUCGGCACGCUCGUGGCGCCCAUGGUCUGCCCCAAGCGCUUUGAGGCUUAGAACACACACACACACACACACACAUACACACACACACACACACACACACACACACACACACACACACACACACACACACACACACACACACACACACACACACACACACACACACACACACACACACACACACACACACACACACACACACACACAGACACACACCCAACCACACAGACACACACACACCUCUAGACUUGUGUCGGGGUAAUGUGAUUGUAGCCACGUGUCUAGGUAGGGUUUUUUCCAGCGUAGCCAAGGGGACCACCACGAUCUUCUACCGCCCUGACCGACACACCUACACUCCCCCCAGCCCCCCCCCCCCCUCCCGUAUGGAAGUCUCUGUUGCCUUUUUAGUAGACGUCGUUGUUUUGACACUUUUUUGUUGUUUUUUAAGCUAUGUUGACUUGUUAUUGAUGCCUUGAUGGCAGAUUGUGUUUUUGAAUAUCAAUGACUUCUGGAGUUUUGUUACAUGCAGGGUUGGAGUUGAACAGAAUUGGGGGACAGUGUGCGCUGUACAGUUCUUGAUAUUUCCAACUUUGUCUCCUGUCCACGCUUCACGGAAACGUCAUAUCCUGUGAGUCUUACCUGUGGAUAGUUCUCUGGGCCGCAAAGUUGGUCUAGAAGAGCCCAAGUCCUUUUAGUUGAUCACUCUGACAAAGUCGGAAUACACUUUUAUGGUUGGGCUCAGAUUGAUUAUCGAUUUUAAGUCGGUGUAGAGACACUUUAAUCUUUUAUUUUUGUCCCUUAAACUGGUUUGAAAACUCAUCUCUCAGGCUCACAUCCACUGGACUUUGUCUGUGCUCGCUUUAUCCAUAAUCCUUUUUGUAGUCGUUUUCUAUGCAACUGAACAAGUUCGUUUUUAUUUAAAACAUAAAUGUCCCAAUGAAUCACCAACAUAUAUUGCAUUUCAUGUAUGAGCACGUUGCGAUUAUGGCUCUUUCUUCAAGACUAAAUUACUAAUUCAAUUAUCGGCUAUUCGGUUAAACUUCCACUUUUGUCCACACUGUUUCUUUCCUACCCCCCCCCCCAUACAGGAAGCAGUUGGUUUGACCGUCUGUAAAAGCCGCAGUCAGGGUUGAGAAAUAUUUGCCAAAGCUAGAGCUCAGAAUACAAUAUUAUAUUCUGUUAAAUACAUAGUCACAUAUACAAUAUAGGGUAAUAACAUACAUCUUCGACCUACAUAUAAGCUUACAUUUCUGUUUUCUGUGCCGGCUCUUAGUUAUUGGCCAAUUCAGUAGUAGGGAGGACUUGUAAGCAAGUGUGCACAGAUUUAUUCAACACUGGAUGUUGAGUUUGCUGACCAAAAAUAACUGAUUAAAAUCAAGUUUUUCAUUUGUUUCGUUGUACAGAGUUACAGUUGAUUGUACACUUCGAGUGCAAAGGCUUUCCAUUCAAUAAAUACAGUAAAUGUUCUGUUGUGUUGUUUUUCUACUGUAUAAACCUGUUUUAUACUAAUUUAUAUGAACUCUGGCUGUAUUUGUGUCCUUUCCAGUAAAAUAAUUGGAGUAAGAAUGAUGCUUGGUGUUCCUAAUACUAGAGUCAAAACCACUAUUGGGCUGUUUUUCAUGUGUUUCGUUUUAAAUCUUUAUACAAAUGUACAAAAUCAAACGGUGCUUAUUGUUCUCAUAUCAAACUUGAAUAAAAUCGUACAGAAGGAAUCAAAAAGAAACGGCUGUACACUGCUCUGGUUUUAUUUUCCCACAUUUGUUCAUAACACAAACUAACUAUUUCAAAUAAACGUCAAGUGUUCAAAUUAAACCAUUUAAAGAGUGUGGUCUAUGGAGUCACUGAUUUGGCACAGCGUCUGUCUGAUUUAUUACCUCUGCGUCGUUCUUGCAUGAGGGAAUCCUCAUCCUAAAGCCAUCCACCCAGUCCUACAUGGCACUGCUUACAGCCAUUCAGCCGAGUGUUGCCAGCAUUUCAUUGA